This is a messenger RNA of Symbiodinium necroappetens, 393 nucleotides long. The record is from the annotation of a GenBank genome assembly. Lineage: Eukaryota; Dinophyceae; Suessiales; Symbiodiniaceae.
AUGCUUAGCUUUCGCGCUGUCUCCGUGGCCGCGCUGCUGUGUGGUGCUGCCGGAACGACACCUCGACCUCCCUUUGUAGAGUACGUCAAGGUCGCAAGGUGGCUGGUGCACAACAGUGACUACGCAGUCUCGUCCACGAGCUGCGCUAGUGAGCGCCUCGGCUGUGCCUUCAAGGGGCAGCCCUUCGGUGAUAUCAUGUCCAUCGCCGAUGGCACUGACACGGUCUCCACUGGCAUCGUCUACACCUACCUUCCGCCGGAGGAUUCGGCAACCCAGGACAUCCUUGCAGACCCCCGCAUGACCUUGACUUUCUCCGAGAAAGCCAUUGGCUGCAAGAGCACCGCCGAAGACCCGCCCUGUGCACGCUUGACCAUGGCUGGCAAGCUCACAGAG